This is a messenger RNA of Blastomyces gilchristii SLH14081, 6421 nucleotides long. Its product is annotated as DNA-directed RNA polymerase II subunit RPB1. The coding region runs from base 517 to 5757 and encodes 1746 amino acids. Gene Ontology annotation, cellular component: RNA polymerase II, core complex. The transcript is spliced from 5 exons. Lineage: Eukaryota; Fungi; Ascomycota; Eurotiomycetes; Onygenales; Ajellomycetaceae. The record is from RefSeq and is a predicted model, not a curated record. Gene Ontology annotation, biological process: transcription by RNA polymerase II. Gene Ontology annotation, molecular function: DNA binding.
CAAGUGAAGAAUAAUUACCUAAGCGGCUAGCGCAGUCCAUGCGGCUCUGAGGAAAAAGUCGUGCUAAAACCCAAGGCGAUCGCAAGUGAGGCAACUCUCAACACAAUCUCCUUUCAUCACCCCGACAAGACCCCCAACCAUCAACAUAACCCGGAGCAUAUCGCGUUUUACAUCGCGGUAUCUCUUUUCACGUCGCCUGAUUCAGUAUUUUCAGCGACUACGCUCUUUUUCGCCCCGAAAUCACGUUCAAAGAGAGUUGGAAGGGUCGAAGGCGCCCUCGCGGCAGGGUCUGCCAAAGGCCGGCGAAGGCCAGCUACCGCGGUCGUUUUUCAUCACCGGAGCGGUCGUUUUGACAUUAUCUCGAUUUACCUGUUCAGUUUCUAGUGAAGGAUCGCGUCACUGCCUGCCUAACCGCUAACGCUCCUUGCCUCUUACUGGUGUUUGCUGUACUUGUCGCCUUACAAACCUACUACAGUUUCCUUUCAACUGUCAUCACAUCUCUCAUCAACUACAACCAUGACGUCCGUCAAAUUCCCCUACUCGAAGGCGCAGCUGCGCACGAUUAAGGAGAUCCAAUUUGGUCUUCUCUCGCCCGAGGAGAUCAAGAGGAUGAGCGUGGUCCAUGUGGAGUAUCCUGAGACCAUGGAUGAGCAACGGCAACGCCCACGGGAGAAAGGUUUAAAUGACCCUCGUCUCGGUACCAUCGAUCGGAACUGGCGCUGCGCUACCUGCGAAGAGGGAAUCAACGACUGUCCUGGACAUUUUGGGCAUAUCGAGCUAUCUACUCCUGUGUUCCAUAUUGGUUUCCUGACUAAAAUCAAGAAACUUUUGGAAACUGUUUGCCACAAUUGUGGAAAGAUCAAGGCAAAUACGACCGACCAAAAGUAUUUGGAAGCGCUGCGUUUCCGCGACCCAAAGCGACGCUUUGAUGCGAUUUGGCGGCUGUCAAAAGAUGUCUUGAUAUGUGAAGCUGAUCCUAGCCCAGAUGAUGAUGACCCUUUCGGCAAGGAACCUUCCAAGCCUGUGCACUCUCACGGUGGAUGCGGAAAUAUUCAGCCACAAAUUCGUAAAGAAGGGAUUAGUUUGGUUGGGACCUGGAAGCCUAGCAAGAACCGUGAUAUGAUGGACGAUAUGGACGUACAACAGCCUGAGAAGAGACAGAUCACUCCGCAGAUGGCCCUUAACAUAUUUAAAACCAUCUCAGAGGAGGAUGUUCGUUUGAUGGGGUUGAGCAACGAUUAUGCCAGACCAGAGUGGAUGAUCAUCACAGUUCUUCCCGUUCCUCCGCCACCAGUCCGUCCCAGUGUUCUCGUCGGCGGUAGUGGGAGUGGCCAACGUGGAGAGGACGACCUAACAUAUAAACUGGCAGAGAUUGUUCGUGCGAAUCAGAAUGUCACCAGAUGCGAACAGGAAGGAUCUCCUGAGCAUGUGGUCCGUGAAUUUGAGUCUCUUUUGCAGUAUCAUGUUGCAACCUAUAUGGACAACGAUAUUGCCGGACAGCCACAAGCUAUGCAAAAGUCUAAUCGACCUGUCAAAGCUAUCCGUGGUCGUCUGAAGGGUAAGGAAGGCCGCCUGCGUCAAAACUUGAUGGGAAAACGUGUCGAUUUUUCGGCUCGUACGGUUAUUACCGGUGAUCCGAAUCUGUCUUUGGACGAAGUUGGAGUUCCGCUCAGCAUUGCUCAGACUUUAACUUAUCCGGAGGUCGUCACUCCUUUCAACAUUGCCAAGCUAGGUGAACUUGUUGAUAACGGCCCCGAUAUUCAUCCUGGUGCCCGUUAUGUUAUCCGCAACACAGGCGAACGUAUCGACUUGCGCCUUCACAAGGGUGGAGGUGGGAGAAACUUUUUGCAGUAUGGAUGGAGAGUGGAGCGUCAUAUCGUGGAUGGCGAUGUGAUCCUAUUCAAUCGGCAGCCGUCCUUGCACAAGGAAUCUAUGAUGGGUCACCGUAUUCGCGUCAUGCCGUACUCGACUUUCCGACUAAAUCUGUCCGUUACCACCCCCUACAACGCUGAUUUCGACGGUGAUGAAAUGAACUUGCACGUUCCACAAAGCGAGGAGGCCCGCGCUGAGCUCAGUCAACUUUGCAUGGUGCCCUUGCAAAUUGUAUCCCCUCAACGAAACGGCCCGUUGAUGGGUAUCGUGCAGGACACUCUUUGUGGAAUCUACAAAAUCUGCAGUCGUGACGUUUUCUUAACGAAAGAGCAGAUCAUGAAUAUUCUACUUUGGGUCCCUGAUUGGGAUGGCGUAAUACCCCAGCCAGCCAUUUUGAAACCCAGGCCGAGGUGGACUGGAAAACAAGUGAUCAGCAUGGUCCUUCCUGCUGGUCUGAACCUUCUUCGGGUUGAUCGAGACAAGGCACCCCUUUCGGAGAAAUUCUCCCCUCUAACUGAUGGUGGACUGUUAGUACACAGUGGCGAACUUAUGUACGGAAUGUUUUCCAAAAAGACGGUUGGAGCAACAGGUGGAGGUAUCAUUCAUACUAUUUUCAACGAGUAUGGACCUGAACUGGCGAUGAAUUUCUUCAAUGGGGCCCAAACCGUCGUGAACUACUGGCUACUACACCACGGUUUCAGUAUUGGAAUUGGUGAUACAAUUCCGGAUCUAGCGACGAUCCAGAAGAUUGAGGAAGCAGUUCGCGUGAGAAAGGAGGAAGUUGAUGAGAUCACAGCUAGUGCGACGGAUAAUACUCUUGAGCCCUUGCCUGGUAUGAAUGUCCGUGAAACCUUCGAGAGCAAAGUGUCCCGCGCCCUUAACAAUGCCCGUGACGAGGCCGGAACGGAGACAGAAAAGAGCUUUAAGGACUUGAACAAUGCUGUUCAAAUGGCGCGUUCUGGUUCAAAGGGCUCGAUUAUCAAUAUUUCUCAAAUGACUGCUGUUGUCGGCCAGCAAUCCGUUGAAGGAAAACGCAUCCCAUUCGGUUUCAAAUAUCGUACUUUGCCACAUUUUACAAAGGAUGAUUAUUCACCCGAGUCUCGUGGUUUCGUCGAAAAUUCGUAUCUCCGUGGUCUUACGCCCACAGAGUUCUUCUUCCAUGCUAUGGCUGGUCGUGAGGGUCUGAUUGACACUGCUGUCAAGACAGCUGAAACGGGAUAUAUCCAACGGAAGCUUGUCAAGGCCCUGGAAGAGGUCAUGGUUAAAUACGAUGGUACAGUUCGCAACUCGCUUGGAGAUGUUGUCCAGUUCCUGUACGGAGAGGAUGGUUUGGACGGCGCACAUAUAGAAAAUCAACGUGUCGAUAUUAUUAAAUGCUCGGAUGAGAGAUUCCGCGACAGAUAUCGAAUCGAUCUGAUGGACCCCGAAAGGACUCUCUCGCCCAACGUGUUGGAACAAGCUACGGAAAUUGCCGGCGAUAUCGAGGUACAGAAGUAUCUUGACGAAGAAUGGGAACAGCUCUUGAAGGACCGGGCCUUUAUGCGUAGCGUUGCCAAAGAGGACGAGGAAAUGAUGCAGCUGCCAAUCAAUGUCCAGCGAAUUCUCGAGUCGGCGAAAACGAUAUUCAGAAUUCGAGAAGGUGCCAUUAGCGACUUGCAUCCUGCAGAGGUCAUACCUCAAAUCAGAGCCCUACUGGACCGCCUUAUCGUUGUUCGUGGUGACGAUGUGAUUUCCCGGGAAGCACAAGAAAGCGCCACCCUACUCUUCAAGGCUCAGCUCCGCUCCCGCCUUGCAUUCCGCAGACUUGUGGUGGAAUACUCUCUUAACCGGCUCGCAUUCCAGCACGUACUGGGUGCUAUCGAAAGUCGAUUCUCCAAGGCGAUGGCAAACCCGGGUGAAAUGGUUGGUGUCUUGGCUGCACAAUCAAUUGGAGAGCCAGCAACACAGAUGACGUUGAACACAUUCCAUUUUGCUGGUGUUUCGUCCAAGAACGUUACCCUCGGUGUGCCUCGUCUGAAGGAAAUUCUCAAUGUGGCCACGCACAUCAAAACUCCUUCUAUGACUGUAUAUCAGGACCCUAGUCGUGCUAUGGACAAGGAGUCUGUCAAGCAACUCCGCAGCGUUGUUGAGCAUACCAGUCUGAGGUCUGUUACGGAAGCGACGGAGAUCUACUAUGACCCUGAUAUCCAAUCUACAGUGAUUGAAGCGGACCGUGACAUGGUUGAAUCCUACUUCAUUAUCCCCGAGGAUGUCGCAGAUGAUUCGAGCCAUCAGUCGAAAUGGUUGCUUAGAAUCAUCUUGAGUCGACCGAAGCUCCUUGACAAGAGUCUUACAGUCCAAGAUGUUGCAAUGAAAAUCAAAGACGCUUAUCCGCAAGAUAUUGCUGUUAUUUUCAGUGAUAACAACGCUGACGAGCAGGUCAUCCGUAUCCGACAAAUCCAAGACUCUAAGCAGGAUGACGAUGAUGAUGACACUGAAUACGAUGUAACUCUAAAGAAGCUGGAAAGCCACUUGCUUGAUACCCUUACUUUACGAGGCGUGGCUGGCAUCGAACGCGCAUUCAUCAAUGAGAAAUCGAGAGUCCGUGUCUUGGAGGAUGGAUCUCUCUAUCAAAGCGCCGAGGACCCGUUGUGUAAGGAGUGGGUUCUUGAAACCAGUGGAUCCGCCCUCGGCGAAGUCCUGACCAUCCCUGGAGUUGAUACAACUCGCACGUACUCUAAUCAGUUCAUUGAGAUUCUUGAAGUAUUCGGAAUCGAAGCUACUCGAACUGCACUUUUGCGAGAAUUAACCCAGGUGCUUGCAUUUGAUGGAUCAUACGUCAACCACCGUCAUUUGGCCCUCCUCGUCGAUGUUAUGACUUCACGGGGCUUCCUCAUGGCAGUCACCAGACAUGGUAUCAAUCGUGCUGAUACUGGCGCUCUGAUGAGAUGUUCUUUUGAGGAAACAGUGGAGAUCCUACUUGACGCCGCUGCGUUUGCAGAGCUGGAUGACUGCCGUGGUGUAUCUGAGAAUCUGAUCUUAGGACAGAUGGCCCCAGCUGGAACUGGGGAGUUUGAUGUCUACCUGGAUCAGGAUAUGCUCAUGGGAGUCGUUUCGAGCAAUGCUGGUCUAAUGACUGAUGGCAAAGGAUUACUUGGUGACGGAGCGGCUACUCCAUACGAUAGCAGCUCCCCUUUGCGGGACAACAUGUACAUUGGAUCACCAGACCCUGACUCCAAUUUCUCCCCAAUCAGACAAGCUGGAUCCGAGACGCCUGCAGGGUUCACCGAAUAUCAGCCCUCCGGGUUCAGCGGUGGCUUCAGCCCUCAUGGAGCAAGAAGCCCAGGUGGAGGUUAUUCGCCUACCAGCCCGUUCAAUACCAGCCCAACUUCUCCUCGCUACUCUCCAUCGUCUGGCUACUCCCCGACUUCUCCUGGUAUGAGCAUUACGAGUCCUCGAUUCAUGUCCUCUCCUGGGUUUUCACCCGCCAGUCCGGCUUUCGCGCCCACUUCGCCUGCCUAUUCACCAACUUCUCCAGGCUACCAACAGUCGCCAACUUCGCCAUCGUAUUCUCCUACCUCACCUGGUUUCUCCCCCACAUCCCCUAGUUAUAGCCCAACGUCUCCCAGCUUCAGUCCUGCCUCGCCUGCAUUCAGUCCUACUUCUCCUAGCUAUAGCCCUACGAGUCCUGCCCUCGGCAUAUCGACUGGAAGACAUCUUUCCCCGACAUCUCCUACAUCUCCCAAAUAUACACCCACGUCCCCUGGCUGGUCUCCAACUAGUCCGGAAACCUACUCACCUACCUCUCCCAACUUCUCGGGCUCGCCAACUUCUCCGGGUGGCCCAACAUCUCCUGGCUACAGCCCGACCUCCCCUACCUUCAACCCUACAUCUCCUCGCCAGUAGGCUCGACGUUGUUUAUGUAUUUGCUUUCGAGAAGAAUUCCUCUUCCCUUAUUUUCAUUUCGCGAUGGUUUUUUCCCCUCAUCACAUCGCUGUACUACCACUCCAUGUCAUUAGCACUUGCGUACCGACAAAAAAAAAACAACCAUCCCGCAUGGCUAGGCUUUGUAUUAGUUGGUUGGUUAUUUCUUCCAAUGAUGUGGCGUUCUUUAUUGUGGCUUGUUCCUUUCACAGCCUUCCAUCUUAGCCUGGGUGAGUACUAUUGCUUUUGUUUUCUUUUUCUGCCCGCCUCUUUCAGCCCCCUUUAAGAUUGUAAUGUUUUCUGGCCAAAAAAGGGUUUUUUUCUACAGCGGUUUUAUCCAACGAUAUGAGGAGAGUGGAAGAGAAACGAAAAAUUGAGAAGAGGAAAAAAAACUGAAAAUAAUCACUAGAUGUUUGGCACCCACGCACAUAAUAUAUAGCUCGGCGUUGGAGAUGCUUUCUGUGCUUUUGUGCUGGCGUCACUUGUAUAAGGAGCUCCGAUUUACUUUCUUUCGCUUUCUUUCUUCUCUUCCUGUUCUGUGUACACAGAUUAACUACGUUUCGUAGAGAAAAUAAAAAAAUACAAAUCGGGAGUUUCAUUUUUUGCAUUGGCUCUGGUUUUUCGUAACUUGCUAUCCUAAGCGCUG